CUGGGCAUCAGGAGCUGGUACGUCAGGCUGGGCAGCAGGCAGAGACACGUCAGGCUGGGCAGCAGGCAGAGGGCACGUCAGGCUGGGCAGCAGGCAGAGACACGUCAGGCGGGACAGCAGGCAGAGGCACGUCAGGCUGGGCAGCAGGCAGAGGCAACGUCAGGCGGGACAGCAGGCAGAGGCAUGUCAGGCGGUUUACAGCAGGCAGAGGCACGUCAGGCUGGGCAGCAGGCAGAGGCACGUCAGGCUGGGCAGCAGACAAGGCAGCGGGCACUGGGCCAUCAGGCAUUGGAUCGU
This is a messenger RNA of Staurois parvus, 297 nucleotides long. The record is from the annotation of a GenBank genome assembly. NCBI's taxonomy places the organism in Eukaryota, Metazoa, Chordata, Amphibia, Anura, Ranidae.